Gracilinanus agilis (Agile Gracile Mouse Opossum) is the source of this 2795-nucleotide messenger RNA. RefSeq names its product elongin A (gene ELOA). NCBI's taxonomy places the organism in Eukaryota, Metazoa, Chordata, Mammalia, Didelphimorphia, Didelphidae. The transcript is spliced from 11 exons. Gene Ontology annotation, cellular component: elongin complex; nucleus. The coding region runs from base 108 to 2462 and encodes 784 amino acids. The record is from RefSeq and is a predicted model, not a curated record. Gene Ontology annotation, biological process: transcription elongation by RNA polymerase II.
CGGCGCGGGAGGUGCUCUCCCCUCUCCCUCACCCUUUUCCCCCCUUCCCCCGGCCGUGGAGGCUCCGCGAGCCCAGUCCCGGCGAGGAGGCCGUGCCAGUGACCACCAUGGCGGCGGAGUCGGUCCUGGAAGUGGUGGAGAGGCUGCAGUCGAGACUGGCCGGGAACCCUGAGCCGAAGAAGCUACUAAAACAUCUGAAGAGACUCUCAGAUUUACCUAUCACAGUGGACAUUCUUGCGGAAACAGGUGUUGGGAAAACAGUGAAUGGUUUGCGGAAACAUGAACAAGUAGGAGGUUUUGCCAAGGACUUAGUAGCUCGAUGGAAGAAGUUAGUUCCUGUUGCCCAGGAGGUUGAAAGGAGUGUUGAACCUGAGGAGCAAGACCUUGAGCGAAGUAGCUCUAGAAAACGUCCACGAGAUGUUUUUCCCAAGGAGGAAGAAAUGGAGGGGGCCUAUCGAGAAAGUUGGAAGGCUUCUUGUAGCCAGCCACACAGUCCUGAGUGCCGAGAGAAAAAGCAUCGGAAACUCUCAGAAUUUGAGAGGACAGUCAAGGCAAGAGACGAGAGAAAGCGAUGGGACAGAACCUCCCCAUUCUAUGCCUCAGAUCACGAUUUAUCAGACAGUAGUCAUGUUCACUCACCUCAGCCUACAACAAGCCCCCAGCAGUUUUCCAUGGACUAUGAUCAACCCCAAGAAGAAGAGGAAGAACAACUGGUGUCACAUCGGAAGGUUGGCAAAAGCCAUGGUCAUGUCUUUCAGGACCGAGGGGUAAAUAGCCAAGAGAGAUGCUUGGGUGAGCCCCAGGAUAGAGUGUCUGUGAGCCGGAGCAAAGAGCACAAGACUUCACAGAAGGAAAAGCAUCGAUUAGAUACAAAAGAGGAGAAGACCUUUAGUUUGGGCCGAGAAAAAGUGACUAAGGCUGCUUCCCGAGAGGAGGGUCGAAGAUCGCCCUUAGGAACCAGUACUAAGGAGAAGCAGGCAUUAUCUGGUGCUGCCAGGAGAGAGAGGGACAAAGAGGGCAGCAGUAGCAAAAAGAAGAGUUUCCCUUCCUUGGAAGGAGCUUCUGUCAAUCAUAUGAAAAAAGCAAAGCACAAGGAUGCACAGAAAUCCAAAUUGGAAAAGACCAAGCUCAGUGUGGACAGUUUUGAUGUAGGAAAAUGGGAGGGAGAAUUUUCUCCUAAGUCAAAAGAAAAAGGAGGGUCUAACAGCUUAAAGACACGGGAAGGGAAAUCUAAAAUCUCUGACUCAGACAGAAAAACAUCAGGCCACUUUCCAGGGGCUGGAGAGACAGAUGUAGAUGAUGACUAUGAACAGCCCACCAUGUCUUUUGAAUCAUACCUCAGCUAUGACCAACCCCAGAGGAAAAAAAAGAAAGUGGUUAAAACUACAACCGGGGUUCGUGCAGAGAAAACUCACAGUAAACAGAACGGUUCGAAAGCUGAUCAUAAAAACUCAAAUAGUGCAGUUCAGAAACUCCCUAAGAUGAAUGAGAGCAAGGCAGAAAAGCAACAUUCUGGAACCAGCUCAGUCAAACUCAAAAAGGUCUCUCCUGAUGUGACACCAACAUUACCAGACAUCCCUUUGCCCACAAUUCAGGCCAAUUAUCGUCCACUUCCUUCUCUUGAACUGAUUCCCUCCUUUCAGCCAAAGAGGAAAGCAGUCUCCUCACCCCAUGAAGACGAGGAAGCUGGAUUUACUGGGCGUAGGAUGAACUCAAAAAUGCAAGUCUACUCCGGUUCCAAGUGUGCCUAUCUGCCCAAGAUGAUGUCUUUGCACCAGCAGUGCAUCAGAGUCCUCAAUAAUAACAUAGACUCAAUCUAUGAAGUUGGAGGUGUUCCCUAUUCUGUACUUGAACCAGUUUUGGAAAGAUGUACUCCUGAACAACUCUAUAGAAUAGAGGAGUGCAACCAUGUAUUAACUGAAGAGACUGAUCAGCUAUGGAAGAUUCACUGUCAUCGAGACUUUAAGAGAGAGAGACCAGAGGAGUUUGAGUCUUGGCGGGAGAUGUAUCUUCGGCUCCAAGAUGCCCGGGAGCAGCGACUACUCCUCUUGACAGAGAACAUUCGAUCUGCUCAUGCCAACAAGCCCAAAGGUCGACAAGCAAAGAUGGCCUUUGUCAACUCUGUGGCCAAGCCACCUCGUGAUGUCAGAAGACGACAGGAGAAAUUUGGUACUGGAGGAGCAGCUGUUCCAGAAAAAAUCAAGAUCAAGCCUGCCCCAUACACUUCAAAUAGCAGCUACCCCUGCAGUAGCAGCAGCAGUGGGGGCAGCGGCGGGGGCAGCUACAACAGUGCUGAAGAUGGACAGCCAUACGAUGGCCCGAGCACCAGCAGUGCCCACUCGGUCUCCUCAGCAGUCAGCAGCACAGUGUCUUAUGAUCCUAGGAAACCACCUGUGAAAAAAAUUGCCCCAAUGAUGGCCAAGACGAUCAAGGCAUUCAAGAAUAGAUUCUCCCGGAGAUAAAGCCUUCCUGGAAGAAGAGAAGGGAGGGAGGGAAGAGGGAGAGUGAACCUCACAGAGAAGUCUAGGAUAUUUUGCUCCAUGGAGCCAGUUGCUACCACACACAUCUCUAAAACCUGCCCAAGGAUUGACAGAACCAUUUCUCCAGGUUUAGUGCCUGUAAACUACCUGCACACAGCCCCUGCCUCCCUGCCGAGAGAGCACUUGAGACUUUAUAAGGAAAGAUGUGAAGCCUUGGGACUCCCGAGGAUUUUAAGGUCAAUUCAACCUUGUUAGCAAACCUCUUUGUAAACUAUGAAAAAUAGUUUUAAUUAAUAAAUAUUUCCCCAGAUUGUA